Messenger RNA from Humulus lupulus (European hop), 743 nucleotides. Its product is annotated as thiosulfate sulfurtransferase 18-like. Bases 153 to 542 code for a protein of 129 amino acids. Gene Ontology annotation, molecular function: catalytic activity. The transcript has 6 exons. NCBI's taxonomy places the organism in Eukaryota, Viridiplantae, Streptophyta, Magnoliopsida, Rosales, Cannabaceae. The record is from RefSeq and is a predicted model, not a curated record.
UAAUGCUCAUGACUCCAAGUCCAACCACAUCCAAAACAGAGCCCCAAAACAGGUGCACCCCAAGUUUUCCCUUGUUGUUGGUUUUUUUUUCAGACCAAACCAAGCAAAAAUAGCAGCCAUAGUUUUUUGACUUUUAUCAUAAUUUUUUCCCCAUGGGAAGCUCAGGAGGAGCAGAAGAAGUCUCCACCAUUGAUGUCAAAACAGCCAAGGCUCUAAUCAAUUCUGACCAUACAUAUCUUGAUGUUAGGACAGUGGAGGAGUUCAAAAAGGGUCAUGUUGAAUCACCCAAGAUUCUCAAUAUUCCAUAUCUGUUUAACACACCAGAAGGUAGGGUGAAAAAUCCAGAGUUCUUGAAGGAGGUUUCAUCUGCUUGCAGCAAAGAAGAUAAGAUUGUUGUGGGUUGUCAAAGUGGGGUCAGAUCUUUGUCUGCAGCUGCUGAAAUGAAAAAUGCUGGUUUUAAGACUUCAAUCAACAUGGGAGGAGGUUAUCUUGCUUGGGUGGAGAAUGGUUUUCUUACUCAAAAACCAAAAGAAGAGCUUUAGUGGGAUUUUUUUUAUAUAAAUAUUUAUUUAUUAAAAUUGAAAAUAGGAAAAGUAAUGUAUUAUGGUUUACAUGUUGGAAAGCAUUUAUUACAUGUAGACAAAACAUAGGUAGGUACAUGUUUUGCAAAUUCUCUUUAGUGCUUUCCUAAACGACAUUUAACUUCAUAAACGACAUAUGAUAUGAUUAAGAGGUUUCUGUUA